This is a messenger RNA of Lipotes vexillifer (Yangtze River dolphin), 1707 nucleotides long. It is a transcript of the gene NDNF, whose product is annotated as neuron derived neurotrophic factor. Lineage: Eukaryota; Metazoa; Chordata; Mammalia; Artiodactyla; Lipotidae. Gene Ontology annotation, biological process: extracellular matrix organization. The record is from RefSeq and is a predicted model, not a curated record. The coding region runs from base 1 to 1707 and encodes 568 amino acids. The transcript has 3 exons. Gene Ontology annotation, molecular function: protein binding; heparin binding.
AUGGUGCCUCUCCGCUGGUGUAUGCUGUGGCUGCUGUUACCACUCAGCUCCAGGACCCAGAAGCUACCCACUCGAGAUGAAGAACUCUUUCAGAUGCAAAUUCGGGACAAGGCAUUUUUUCAUGAUUCGUCAGUAAUUCCAGAUGGAGCUGAAAUUAGCAGUUAUCUCUUUAGAGACACACCUAAAAGGUAUUUCUUUGUGGUUGAAGAAGACAACACACCGUUGUCAGUCACAGUGACUCCCUGCGAUGCGCCCUUAGCGUGGACACUGAGCCUCCAGGAGCUGCCAGAGGAGGCGAGCGGGGAAGGCUCAGGUGAUCCAGAGCCUCUGGCUCAGCAGAAGCAGCAGAUCAUUAAUGAGGAAGGUGCAGAGUUAUUCUCCUACAAAGGCAACGACGUGGAAUAUUUCAUGUCUUCUAGUUCUCCAUCUGGUUUAUAUCAGUUGGAGCUUCUUUCAACAGAGAAAGACACACAUUUCAAAGUAUAUGCCACCACAACUCCAGAGUCUGACCAGCCCUACCCUGAAUUACCUUAUGACCCAAGAGUCGACGUUACCUCCCUGGGAUGCACCACGGUCACUCUGGCUUGGAAACCGAGCCCCACGGCCUCUUUGCUGAAACAACCCAUUCAGUACUGUGUGGUCAUCAACAAAGAGCACAAUUUCAAAAGUCUCUGCGCAGUGGAAGCGAAGUUGAGUGCAGACGACGCUUUCAUGAUGGCACCAAAGCCCGGUCUGGACUUCAGCCCUUUUGACUUUGCCCACUUCGGAUUUGCUUCGGACAAUUCAGGUAAAGAGCACAGCUUCCUGACAAAGCCGUCUCCAAAACUGGGGAGGCAUGCCUACUCGAGGCCCAAGGUUGACAUUCAGAAAAUCUGCAUAGGAAACAAGAAUAUCUUCACCGUCUCAGAUCUGAAACCCGAUACGCAGUACUACUUUGACGUCUUCGUGGCCAACAGCAACAGCAGUAUGAGCACUGCUUACGUGGGCACCUUUGCCAGGACCAAGGAAGAAGCGAAACAGAAGACAGUUGAGCUGAAAGAUGGGAAAGUUACGGAUGUGUUCGUGAGAAGGAAGGGGGCAAAGUUUCUACGGUUUGCUCCAGUCUCAUCUCACCAAAAAGUCACCUUAUUUAUUCACUCUUGUCUGGACGCUGUCCAAAUCCAAGUGAGAAGAGAUGGGAAACUUCUUCUGUCUCAGAACGUGGAAGGCAUUCGACAGUUUCAGCUGAGAGGAAAACCUAAAGCCAAAUAUCUCAUUCGACUGAAAGGAAACAGGAAGGGAGCAUCUAUGUUGAAAGUACUAGCUACCACCAGGCCCAGUAAGCAGUCAUUUCCCUCUCUCCCUGAAGACACACGCAUCAAAGCCUUCGACAAGCUGCGUACCUGUUCUUCAGCCACCGUGGCUUGGCUAGGCACCCAGGAAAGGAACAAGUUUUGCAUCUACAAAAAGGAAGUGGAUGAUAAUUACAGUGAAGACCAGAAGAAAAGAGAGCAAAACCAAUGCCUUGGACCAGAUACAAGGAAGAAAUCAGAGAAGGUCCUCUGUAAAUAUUUCCACAGUCAAAACCUGCACAGAGCAGUGACCACAGAAACAAUUAAAGGUCUUCAGCCUGGAAAAUCUUACCUGCUGGAUGUUUAUGUCACAGGACAUGGGGGGCACUCUGUGAGGUAUCAGAGUAAAGUUGUAAAAACCAGGAAGUUCUGUUAG